Molecule: messenger RNA, 1926 nt
Organism: Lachancea thermotolerans CBS 6340
Lineage: Eukaryota; Fungi; Ascomycota; Saccharomycetes; Saccharomycetales; Saccharomycetaceae
Gene: LMO1
Product: Lmo1p
Exons: 1
Coding region: 1-1926 (641 amino acids)
Source: RefSeq, a predicted model, not a curated record
AUGUCAGAUUCGUUUACAACACAAUCUUUCGGGUCUCCUAGAGAUUACGCCGAACAGCUUUUGAACCUACUCAGCAAGACAACUGAUAAGACUGCUCUUGUAACGCUUCAUCGCACCUUGUCGACGGCCGAAAACAGCGUUUUCGAGGAUUGUUUGAUCGCCAGACCCGAGAGAUGGGCUUUUGUUUUUACGGCUGUGGAAAAGCUGCCCAAGGAUGAGGAGGUGAUAAAGGCUGCGGAUUUCAUUGUGAGAAAAGGUGCGUCAAUCUUGACAAGCAAAGCCGAGCAAAAUGGGAGCUUGAAACACUUUUGUGCUGCUGUGAACUCUAAUUUUAUAAUUAACACCGUGUUGACGCAGUUUAUGUGGCCUCACUGUGACGCACAACUCGAAAUUGAAGUUAUAUCAACAGUGGGCUCAUUUUUGGAAUGCCUUUUACUCUUGGACCAGUACGAGCCCCAGUUGACAAGUGCCAUGUUAUGUGACACAUGUCUGGCUUUGAGGACCGGCGGUUUUUUUACCCUUCUUACUGCCGUUUUAGAAACUGGACCUCAACAUGAUAACAAAGUCGAGCAUAUGGCGCACAGAACCGCCUUAAAACUCGUAGAAGUGGACCAGGAAAUGUAUGGUCGUGGAAUCGAUAAGCUACCUAGCCACUUGAUGAGAAAGAUGCUUGAUUUAUUGAGCAAACAGUUUAAGGUUAAUGAGUGGGAUAAUGAAAACAGUUUUCCUUCUGUGGACGAGGGAGGCAAGCAAAUUUCCGAGCUUUCCUUGUUAAACGCAAUAGACCUAAUUACCUUUGCGACGGAUAGCAAUCUAUCUUUUAGGAAGAAAUUCCUGGAGCGCCUUCUUUUUGAGGAUGAUGCAUUCCCCAUUGUUAAAGCAUUAUCGUGGCUGUCAGACCAACUAACUCACUGUUUUAGCAGCAGUUUUCGUGCUGAAGAACCAACGGUUUUCAUUCUGCAAUGCUUUUUGAAUAAGGAUAUUCUCAUAUUUAGCCUCGUGGACAAGCUCAUGGAGCUCUGGAUCGAAUCUAAUGCACAGAGUUUCGAUGACCUCAGGUCAGUUCUUGAAACUUUUAAGGUUGCCUUUUUUCAAAGGGACUCGUUUCUCGGCGCUAAAGAACCAGACGUUGGGGCGUGCCUGGUAAACAUUCGUUCGCUGACGUAUGAAGACCUUAGAAAAUUGCAAUUGAAGCAAAUAAGAGCUUCACACUACAAGAAAUGGGAAAAACAAAUUUCUCAGUUCGAUUCUAUGCUUUCCAAUCAGGUUCUCGAAUACGUCCGUCACCAGCGCCUUUUACAGCUGCAGAAGGGAGCUUGGGUCUACAGCGAGAAUCCACUUGAUAACAAUGUUAAACAGCCAAAGGUCUAUUUUUUGGUUUUAUGCGAUAACCAAAUGAACCUUUUGGCUAGAGAAUUCAGGAUCCGAAGCGAAGAGAAUCCCUCAGUCCAAGGAAAUGAAAUAAUAAGCUCCAGCGACACCCCUGCAUCAAAAUCCAAGACUAUUGUCAUUCCUCUGCGGCGUAUUAACAAAUUCCAGCACUGGAGAGUUCAGUCAGAAAACAAAGUGCCAGAGAAUGCAAAACUGAUAAAUAUCUUGAACAAAGCGGUUUACACAGAAAUCCAUCUGCUGGAUAAGGAUGCAGCCAAGCUUCUGCGCUUUUUCCUUGACACCAAAGAGGCGUCAUAUAUUUGGCUAGAUGGUCUACAACUCAUAGUUGCUUCAGCGCUGGGGAAAAAACCUGCACUCUCUGAUGAUAUAAAGUCUCAAAUAUCCACCCUUGUGGAUUUGAGGAAGAAUGUGCAGAUUAUCGGACUCGAUGAUCAAACAAAACUUGAGCACAGUGACCAAGAUUCGGAAGCCGAGGAGAUGUAUUACGAUCUCGAAACGCUGCAGUCAGUUGCCACAGAUUUUCAUUACGAUUAG